Sinocyclocheilus grahami is the source of this 1830-nucleotide messenger RNA. RefSeq names its product myozenin-1-like. Gene Ontology annotation, cellular component: Z disc; actin cytoskeleton. Gene Ontology annotation, molecular function: FATZ binding; actin binding; telethonin binding. The record is from RefSeq and is a predicted model, not a curated record. NCBI's taxonomy places the organism in Eukaryota, Metazoa, Chordata, Actinopteri, Cypriniformes, Cyprinidae. The coding region runs from base 156 to 1091 and encodes 311 amino acids. The transcript is spliced from 6 exons.
GUCUCAACUGGAUUUUGCACACCUUGGGUUCUUAGUCCAGCCACAGGUCAAAGGUACCCUGGAAUUGGUAAACUUCUUAGCAACAAACCUUUUCCUAUUUUCACUGUACCUUUGAGACCACUUCCUGUAAGCAGUCUAGAGCCUUGUCUGGAAUCAUGCCUCUGUCAGGAACACCAGCUCCACCCAACAAGAGGAAAAAGCUCUCCAAGAUCAUCACUGACCUGUCACACAUAACCCAAGAUGAGUAUGAAUCAGAGCCUGAGGCCUCAGAAUUUGACUUGGGGAAAAAGAUCAGGGCACCCAAGGAUAUCAUGCUGGAGGAACUAUCCCUAAUGAAGAACAAAGGCUCCAAGAUGUUCAAGAUGAGGCAGAUUCGUGUGGAGAAGUUCAUCUAUGAGAAUAAUCCUGACUUCUUCAGUAGUGAGUCCAUGGAUAACCUCCAAAAGUUCGUGCCCAGCCUAGGGGGCCAGAUGAUGGAUGUUGGUGGCCGCCUGAUUGGUGGACAGAUGGCUGGCCAGGCUGGUGGAGCCGGCCAAGCACCAGUACCUCCUCCUAAACCCGGAAGCUAUGGAAAGGGAGCAGGGGGUGGGCUGCAAGCAGGUGGGCUCGCUGGAGGUGCCGGAGUGGCAGGAGGAGCAGGGGGGAAGGAUGGUGUGUCAGGAGAUGCCUCACAGAGUGAGGAACGUUCUAAGUCUGCUUUGGAAAAAGCAAAAAAGAGGGCCGCAUAUGUGAAUACAUACGUUUCCCCUUGGGAACGGGCUAUGAAGGGCAACGAAGAACUUGUAGCCACAAUGAAGGCUCAAAUGCCAGGACCCUGCUCUCAAAAGGAGCUGCGCAAAUAUAAGUGCUUCAACAGGAGUGCUCUCCCUUAUGGAGGUUUUGAGAAGGCCACACAGCUGAUGACCUUUCAGCUGCCAGACAUCGAGGUGGCCACUGAGGAGCCUGAACCGGCAGUGGUGUACCAACAUGAUAUCGGUUCACGACCCUCUUUCAACCGCACACCCAUCGGCUGGGCGGGCAGUGGUGAACCAGGCAGCAUUCACAUGGAGUUGGAUACUAUACCAUUUGAUGGGGAGACUGACGACCUGUGAACCUACAACCCGAACAAAAAAAACAAAAAAACAAACAAAAAAUGUAUACCUGUCCUAAUUACCCUGCACUCUAAUAACCAGAUACACACACACCUGCGCACACAGUCACAAUGCAACAAUCCAUCAGGAGAAUGGCAAACCUCUCUCACUGUACAUGUAACUUUGAAUCUAAAUCUGCCUCUGAAUGUGAGCUUUAAACAAAGAAAUGUAUUUGCGGAGGAUUUUUAUUUUAUUUUAUUUUUGCAUGAAGCGUACCAACUUAAAUGAAGGAGUCAGGUGGAGACUGAAGUUUUGAUUCGCUUGUUAUGUUGCCAGACAAAUGAGCAUGAUGUCUCUUCGGCAACAAUGUCAUGUUAGCACUCUCAGUGAUGGACUGCUUGGCACAUGCUGCUUUUUUUCUGUCACUUACAUAAAGGUAAACAGUUUUGACUGCAUAAUCUGUAACCUCCCUUUAAAUAAACUAAAGUUCCAUUUUACAAUUUCAUUAUGGUGUCCUUUACACGAGUAAAUACAGAUUAUAGUCAUGAUCAUCAUGUAUUUAUGAUUAUAAUGUUGUGGAACAUACACAGUUUCUGCUAUAGUACAUUACUAUUAUUACAUGUAACAUGAGCACAUUAUGCAUAUUAAUAUACUAAUCAUAUCCAUGUCUUCACAAACAUUAAUGCAAAAAUUCAAAAAUAAAAACUCUAAACUACUGUCGUCACACCACUACAUGCCCAUUCUUUAAUAAAUGAUUGAU